AUGUGUGCCGCACAUGUCAAGGACUUCGAACAGCGGGCCCGCCUAAUGGGUGGCUUGUAUCUUAUAUUCUUCCAUCUCCAAAAGUUUCUUGGAAAAUCAAAUCCAACGGACAUAGGGGAUCUAUCGUGGACUAUUUUGAGGUCAAAUGAAAAGGAUGGGCAUGAUCUUCACACAUCCUCCUAUAUUGAAGCAAUGACUAACCGCAAGCUUGAGAAUGCACGUGCUGUACUGCGCGAUUGUUAUGGUCGCAUUGUCCAGCCAGUUACCAAGACGAACCUUAUCAAAGAUAUUGUUUUCAGUAAAGAAUCGAAGCUGCCCUAUCAGAACUAUCGAGGUUUCUAUACCAUGAUCUUGGACAGAGGGAAGAGACCAAUAUCCGUGGCCACAUUCAGGGUCCACGGUGACAAGGUAGCAGAAGUGCCUCUAUUGGGUACACGUGUUACGUCGCGCCAACGAGGAAUGGCACGCCUUCUCAUGAACAAUUUACAAAAGAGGAUUCAAUAUCCUUCAUGGUUCCUUCAGAUGCCUGCUCAUGUGGGCAAUGUCUGA
Molecule: messenger RNA, 549 nt
Organism: Magnolia sinica
Lineage: Eukaryota; Viridiplantae; Streptophyta; Magnoliopsida; Magnoliales; Magnoliaceae
Product: increased DNA methylation 1-like
Exons: 5
Coding region: 1-549 (182 amino acids)
Biological process (GO): negative regulation of DNA-templated transcription
Molecular function (GO): transcription corepressor activity
Source: RefSeq, a predicted model, not a curated record